AGGUGGCUAGCGUUUUCCUAAAUGGCUAGAGGAUAGAUAACUGUGCUCGAUGGAUAAAUAGAUUUUUGGGUUAAACAUUAUAAUCUUAUUUUCACUGUGGCAUUCCGUCAGAGAGGAUUUUAAGGUUUAUUUCUGCUUUGUUUUGAUUUUUUUUUUAUUCUUUAUGAAAAGAUUCUUUUAUCAUUUUUAGGAGUGUGUUUAGUGUCUCAAUAAUAGCGCAUUUGGAUUUAUUGAGCUGUUAUAAUUGGAAGAAAGUGGAUGUGAUCGGCCGUAUGGAAGGAUCAAUGUAUUGGACAAAACACCUUCAACGUUUACAUUGUAGAUUACAUUGAAAGAAAAUAUGAAAGCAGUAGUGCUACUUGUUAUUUGUUGAAGAAUAAAAAUAUUGUUUGAAGUAAAAGUAUAUCAUUUUUGAAGAGGAAAGUUUGAGUGCUCCACAACAAUGUUCACACAAUAAUUGAUUGUGAAUUUAUGGGAAGAGCUGAAUUGCAGCUCACAUUGUUACACUGAGAAGGAAACAGGCAGUAUAGAUAGUGUGGAAUACAGACUUACCAGGGGAGGACUUAGGUGAUAAUGGUACAUCAGGGAGAGGCCGUGCCCCACCUGCCUGGUAGACAGAUCUAGGGACCCUGGCCCCACCCUGGGGGCAGAUAUUGGUUUCCAAUUGCACACCAGGACUAUCCAUUUCUCCUGUUAUCUGCUUGAUUGGAAUAUGUGUGCCUUGGGAUAAUACUGGGAAGUGAUUUUGGAAUCAAAGAGUUGCAUUAGAAGAAAGAUUUCUGGCACAAAAGGAAACUGGAUUAUGCUUUCGCCAUAGGUAUAUGGUAUAUAGUAUAGUAUGGUUGAUAAAUUUGCUGUAGGUGUAAGUGUUUACCAAAUUUUGGUUUCUAAUUUCAGUGUUGGAGCAAAGUGAAGUAAUAUAUACAUAUUGUAUUGCCUUGACUAACAAAAUGUAGACAAAACAUUUACAUGAAACAGAUGGAUCUUCACAUAUUAUCAAAACUUAUGUGGCUUUAUGCAAAUGCAAUGCGGAAAAGACUUUCAAAAUUGGAUAAAGUGACAAAAAAGUGACAAGGGGUUUGAUAUCCCUGAGUUGGGGAGACUGAGAUUAAAUGGUCGGAUUGUUUUCAAGGGAAAGCAGAGUACUAUGAUGAAAUGGUCCUAUAAACAGCUAGAAUGCACUGUGAAAGGAAAGAACAAGGCAUACGUGCGGGAGGGUGCGGCCCUGCAACAGCUUGGUCAGCACGCAGAUGCCCUAGCAGCCUUCGCCUCCGGCCUUGCACAAGACACAAACAAUACGAGCCUCGUCACUGCCCUCACUGACGCCGCCUUGAAAUGUCCCCUCAAAGAGAGGCUGGAGCCUGUCUUCCAGCAGUUACAGCAACUGAAGCUGGACAAGAGCCCAUUUGUAAUCAUCUCUGUGAUUGGUCAGGAGCUGCUGCAGGCUGGCCACUACCAUGCCUCCACUCAGAUGCUCGAGGCCGCCCUCAAGAUUGGCACAUGCAGCCUCAAGCUUCGGGGCUCGGUGUUCUCUGCCCUCAGCAGUGGCUUCUGGGGUCUCGGCAACAUGGACAAGGCAAUUAUCUACAUGCAGAAAGACCUCCAGGUUGCAAAAAACCUAGGUGAUGCAGAGGGCGAGUGCCGUGCCUAUGGUAACCUAGGCUCUGCCUACUUCUCCAAGGGCAACUACAAGGAGGCGCUGUCACAUGACCGCUUCCAACUUGUUCUCGCCAUGCGCCUCAAGGACCGCGCCACAGCAACCAUUGCCCUUGGCCGCCUCGGACACGUGUACACUGCCAUAGGCGACUACCCUAAUGCCCUGCAGAGUCACAAACAGUGUGUGCUGCUACUGAAACAGAGUAAUGAGAAGCUUGCUGAAGCUAGGGAGAUAGGAAAUGUUGGUGCUGUGUAUCUCGCUAUGGGAAACUUUGAAAGUGCUGUAGAAUGUCAUUUGGAACACUUGAAAAUAGCAAAAAGCUUAAAAAACAGUGUAGAAGAAGCAAGAGGUUAUAGUAAUCUUGGUUCGGCAUAUCAUUAUAAAAGAAAUUAUGAAAAGGCAAUAGUGUAUCACAAGCAAGUGCUAAAAAUUGCAGAACAGAAAAGUGAUAAGUGUUUAGAGGCCCGGGCGUAUGCCGGGCUGGGACAUGCUGCAAGGUGCAUGCAAGAUUAUGGAUUGUCCAAAACUUUCCAUGAAAAACAGCUGGACAAUGCCCUCCAGACUCGUGACAGGGUCGCUGAGGGGAGGGCCUGCUCAAAUCUCGGGAUUAUAUUCCACCAGCUGCGGGAAUUUGAAGCAGCUCUGAAGCUGCACAAAGUGCAUCUAAAUAUUGCCAAGGAAUUGGGAGAUAAAGCUAGUCAAGGGCGUUCUCUUGGAAAUAUAGGGAAUGCUUACUGUGCACUUAACAAAUAUGAACAAGCAAUAAAAUACCAUAAACAGGAAUUGGCAAUAUCAACAGAAGUGAAUGACAGACAUUCUGAGGGUUCCACUCAUGGGAACCUUGCUGUGGCUUAUCAGACAUUGAAGAUGUUUGAGAGUGCUCACCAGCACUAUGUUGCUCAUCUGAACAUUUCCCGGGAGCUGAAGGACUCCCAUAGUGAGGCUAGGGCCGUGUGCAAUCUGGGCAACUUCCACAGUUCACGAGGGGAAUACACCAACUCAAUACCAUACUAUGAACAAUACCUAAUGCUAUCUCAGGAACUGCAUGAUUCUGAAGGUGAGGCCAAGGCAUGUUUCUGCCUUGGUUACGCCCACUUUGCUCUUGGAAACUACCUUGAAUCUGUUCGAUAUUAUGAACAGGAUUUGUCACUUGCUCAGGAAAUGAAAAACCAGUUAGGAAUUGCUAGGGCUUAUUGCAAUCUGGGCCUUGCCCACAAAGCUUUGAACAGUUUCACAGAAGCUUUACACUGUCAAAAGAAAUGCUUAAAUUUAAUGACAACUUUGAAAAAUGUAAAAGGCAAGUUCAGAGCUUUAGGAAAUAUUGGUGAUAUAUUAUUAAAAACACAUGAAACAAGUGAAGCUAUUAAGUUUUAUACCCAGCAAUUACAGCUUGCUAAGCAAAGCAACAAUUCUGACAUGUUAGCCACAGCUAACGGUGCCAUGGGUGCAGCUCACAGGACACUACAACAGUAUGACAAGGCCCUGGCCUUCCAUACACAGGAGUUGAGCAUCAGGCAAGACAUGAACGACCUCAAAGGAGAAUGUAGAGCCCACGGAAACCUGGGCAGUGUUCACAUGUGCUUAGGAAAAUAUAUGAAUGCUUUCAAAUGUUAUGAAGAGCAGUUAGAGAAAAGCCGUGAGCUUCAGGACAGUGCUAUGGAAGCCAAUGCCUGUGGAAACCUUGCCAUUACAAAGAUGAACAUGGGGAAUUUUGAGGAAGCCAUAGGCUUGUUUGAGCAACAGUUAGCCAUGUUAGAGCAGGUGCAUGGCAACAAUGCAACCUUUGACCGUGGUCGUGCUUUCGGGAAUCUAGGUGACUGCUAUGAAGCCCUUGGAGACUUUGAUGAAUCUAUAAAAUGUCAUGAACAAUAUCUAGCAAUUGCUCAGAGUGCUGGACACAAUUCUGACCAGGACAAGGCUUACAGAGGCCUGGGAAAUGCUCACAGAUCAGUGGGCAACUUGCAACAGGCUUUAGUAUGCUUUGAAAAACGACUAGUGGUAGCCCAUGAACUGAACAGUGAGGCAGCAAAGGCUUCAGCAUAUGGAGAACUGGGCUGCCUGCACAGCCUGCUAGGAAACUUUGAGCAGGCGAUCUCGUGCCUGCAGCACCAGCUGUCCAUUGCCCGGGAAAUGGGUGACCGGCUGUGCGAGGGGGAUGCUGCAUGUGGGCUUGGCGGUGUCUACCAGCAAAUGGGCGAGUAUGACAAGGCCUUGGAGUAUCACGAGAUGGACCUGCACAUCGCUGAGGACACCAACAACAAGGCAUGCCAGUGUCGAGCAUUUGGUAACCUAGGUCUCUCCCAUGAGUCCCUUGGAGAGUACACAAAGGCAAUCCGCUACCAGGAACAACAUCUCAGUAUAGCAGCAGAAAUGAAUGACAGAGUUGCUAAAACUCUUGCUUACAGCAGUCUUGGUCGAGUGCACCAUGCCCUCAACAACCACCAGAAGGCAGUGGAGUACCUGCGGCAGGGCCUACAGAUAGCGGAGCAGCUCGGCCGCAUGGAGGAUGAGGCAAAGAUACGUCACCGCCUGGGCCUUGCACUCUGGGGUCACGGCAACCACGAUGAGUGCCAGCAACAGUUGUAUAAGGCAUCAGAGCUGUUUGAGAGUAUCAGGCGGGAUGCCCAGUUUAACAGCGAGUACAAACUCUCCCUGUUUGACCUCCAAACUGCCUGCUACCAGGCCCUGCAGCGUGUGUUGGUGACCUUGAACCGUCACCCGGAAGCCCUGGUUGUUGCAGAACGUGCUUGCACGCGGGCCUUCAUUGACCUGCUAAUGGAGCGCCAGGCAGGCACAGAUGGAUUCUAUGGUAACCAUGUAACAGACCCUCCGCCCAUCACCACAGACCAGAUCACCAGCAUUGUGCAGAAACAGCGCAGCAUGGUGCUCUACUUCUCCAUCGCAUCCGGUUUCCUAUACGGCUGGCUCCUUACCCCAAGAGAUGGAAUAGUGAAGUUCCAUGAGACGUCAAUGGCAGAUGUUGAGAGCGAGGUUGACGCGGGGGACAAUGUGAGCAUGAAGUCGAGCCUCAGUCUCUCUGCAUGCUCCCUUCUGGACAACAUGGUGGGCCAGAUACGCGAGUCCAUGGGCGUUGAAUCUCAUGCAUCCAGUGGUCAGCAGAGGGGCGUGUCACGGUCCUUGAGUCUGAACGAGAGUGGGAGUGAUGUGGAGGACCACUGGCAGCAGCAGCUCGAGGAACUCGGGGACAAGCUUAAUGCAGAGAACGACCGCACUGGCUUUCUCCGCAUUGUGAACAGAAACCACCUGUUCAACAGCAGCAACUAUAGCUUGGGAAGCAUGUUCAGCCUCAAUGCCAGCCUCAGCGCCUCCUACCCUGCAAUGACAGUCAGCAGAAAGAACAGUGUGAGGAAUAAAUUUGGUAGCAAAUCUGCAAUAUCAGCCCUCUAUCAGCUUCUCAUUGAGCCAUUUGAGGAGGCGAUAAAGGAAAAGCAGGAAGAGAUGGGAUCUAGCUCCUCGGAUCUUAUUUUUGUGUUGCAGGGAGAUUUAUACUUGAUACCAUUUUCAGUGUUACGCAAAGACCAAACUAUGGAGUAUUUGUUUGAAAGGUUUAAUUUGAUUGUUGUUCCUUCAUUGACUUCAUUACAAAACAACAGCAAACAUGAACGGCAAGGCCGACCUGUGAUAGAUUCUUCUGGUGCUGUUGUCGUCGGCAACCCCAAACUGACACCUUCCAUCUGCCAGCACUGGCACCUACAUGACAUUCCUGCCUCGGAAUAUGAGGCGAGAAUAGUGGGCGAGAUAUUGACAGCUAGGCCCCUCAUUGGCCCUGAGGGAACUAAAGGGGCAGUGUUAAACCAGAUAGAGCAGGUUGAAGUAAUACAUUUUGCCACUCACAUCUCCUGGAAGCUUUCUUCUGUGGUCCUGUCCCCGGGUGAGGUGCCAUCUCACCCACCUGCCAGGUUUCCCACCAUAGACUCAGACGACAGUGCCAGUGACAUCAGCACUUUUGACGGUCCCUCGCUGGCCGAGUACCUUCUCACUGCAGCUGAUAUCCUGAAUCUCAAGCUCCAUGCCAAGCUGGUUGUUCUGAGUGCUGGCUACACAGACGACCGUGCUGGCAGGAUUAACACAGAUGGGGUUGUGGGCCUUACUCGAUCUCUACUGUCUGCAGGGGCCCAGGCAGUGCUGUAUUGUCUGUGGCCUGUGCCAGACCAGGCCUCCAAACUUCUCAUGAGGACGCUCUACCUGGGUCUUCAGGAUGGCAAGUGUGUCUCACAAGCAUUGACAUUUGCAAUUAAGACUGUGCAGUCAACAAAACAGUUUUCCCAUCCGUCCAACUGGGGUGGAUGGGUGCUGGUGGGGCAAGAUGUGAAGCUAAGCAGCAAGGUGGCCCAGAUGGGGCAUGCUAUAUGUGAGCUUCUGCAGAACCCCAGCCAGUGCCGGGAAGCCAUGCGAGUCCUUCUCCACCUGAUUGAGAAGUCGCUGCAGCGUAUCCACCAAGGUUCUAAGAACUCUAUGUAUACGACAUCCCAGUCUAUAGAGAACAAAGUUGGAGGCCUAAGUGGCUGGAAGGAUCUGCUGCAGGCUGUAGGCUUCCGCUUUGAACCCUCGCUCAAUGGACUUCCUCCUGCGGUCUUCUUCCCCCAGAGUGACCCUGCUGACAGGCUAACACAGGCCUCUGCCAGUCUCCAGGCUCUCCUAGGCCUGCCCCAGGGUUCUACUAUUGCGCUGGCCAAGUUCCUCAACAACUAUGAGGCAGGAGAGGGCAUCAUCAGAGUAAUGCGUGACAUAUUGAGCAAGAUGGCCGCCAAGGACAGCAACAUGGACGUGAAGGUGAACGUUAAGCUGUGGAGAGUGAAUGGCUGCCAUGAGUUCCUAGCAUCUCUCAGUAUGGACCUUGUGGAGGUUGGCAAUGAUGAGAUCACCCUGCGACUUGGAAAACAGGCCAACAAGCGCCAUCUUCAGUUUGCCCUGCAAUCACUAGUUGCUGUUUUCGACACGCAGGAGGCUCCGAGAUCACUGAACGUGGACAGUUCUAGCAGCCUGGAAAGCCUCUCCUCCAGCCACAGUGGCUCAACCUCCACCUCCACCUUCUCCAAGGGAUCCACUCCUCCACUUUCACCACGUGGCAAGAAAAAGUCACUCUUCAACCCUGCAGAGAUGGAGAAAAUGAGGAUCCGCAAUUCACGCAUGAGCCAGGGAGGGUUGGCAGGUCGGAGGGUUGGGCUGGGUAAAGGGGCUCGGGGAAGUGACCCCGCUCUGUGCCUGCAGUACCAGAGCCAGAUCCGCACCAUGUACCGCUCCAACCUUCCCGACAACGACGUAUCUGUGGUCGGCCUCAGUGACAGCGACACCACAGCCAGUCCUACCCUGGGCAGUAGCUCUAACAGUGAGAGGUUCCAUGAACUGCAGAAUGCAGAGCCGUUCAGUUUGAGUUUCGAUGGUAGGAGUGACAAAAGUGGUAAUAGUGAGAGGAGCAUGGAGAGGCUGGCACUGACUCCAGAAAUGGCCAGCGCUCGCUCAUCUAAUGACGGAGAUGAACAGAAUGAAACAUUUGUGGAGCAAGACAACAGUUUCUGUAAUGAAGAGAAGGAGCACAUGUUUAAACGAAAUGCUGACAAUAGAAACUCUGAUACGUCGGGGAAUAGCAGCAUAAGUCAGGGGACACAUGGCGAUAAGGAGAUGAGAAAACUGGGCUCUGAUAUUUCUGAUAUGAGCUUUACUAGUGAGGGAAGGCUCACUCCAAAAAAUCAAAAAGACUUGGAAAAUUUCUUACAAGUGACUGACGAAUCAGGCAUUGUUUCUGAGGCAACAUCAUCCAAUCAGAGUGAAGGAUCCCAACAGAGUGAUCAAACCAGCUACAGGUUUGACCCGGCAGAGAUUGCCCAGAAGAUCAUGAGUGAUGUGUCUGAACACAAGUCUGCUCUGGACUCAAUGCAGAUCUUCAAUCAGUUGCAGACCCAGCAGGAAAUCACUUCCAUGAGGACUGAGUACCAGAAAACUGUACCUCAGCCAGAGACCAACCAGCAGACCAGUGGAAAACCAGGAAAUGGGCAGACAACAGACACAAGUUCAGUGCAAGCAAAUGUAGCUGCUUUAUCUGGUUCUGAUUCCUCAGCGUUUUCUAGUCCAUCUCAUAAAGCCAAGAUGCCGCCUCCAGUGGCUGUCAAACCUGCAGCAUUCCAGUCCAACUCAUCUAACCUGAGAAAUUUGUCAUCGAAAGUUUCCAACCUGUCACAACUUGCGAAGUCGGAGCAAAACAUGGUACAACAGACACAAGCUAACAAACCAUCUUAUGUCUCACAAAGUGGUCAGUCAUUGAAACCAUCAUCCAGUGUGUUCACAACAGCAAUAGUUGUAAGCAAGGACAAACUGCCGUCCUCAGCAACUGUCAGCAGUGGCAUGUCUUUCUCAUCAUUCCGCCCAGCAGGUAAAGGUGGUCCUGUGGAGAGCGGGUCACUGCAGCGUCCUGACAGUGCCACCAGCACAAGCAGCUACUGCUCCACACCUUCAUCCAUGCAGAGUGUCAUUUACAAACCGUAUGGGGACAAGCUCUCCACAGAGUCUCCCUGUGUAGUGUCCUAUGACUCAUGUAGUGAUCAAACCUCUGGCUCUGGCAGCACACUCACCCCAGUCAGCCAGGCAGCAGACCAACCAGACUUCACACCAAGUCUCAAGCGAGACUCAUCACCAGCUCUUAGCUCAUGCUCAUCUGCUUCUGGUAGAAGUGGUAAACAGAAGAAGAAAGUAAGUUUUUCAGACUCUGAGCCAUCAGACACACCAUCACCUCUCGACUCCAGUGCAAGUUCAACACAAUUGUCUUACUUUGAUUUUAAGAAAGCAACUCUUGGUAAUGUACCAUCAAAGGCUAUGAACCCUGCUAUAGACCCAAAGAAUCGCUAUUUACCCCAGAACUCGUCAAGCAGCUCCAUAGACAGUCUUGGUUUGAAUCGCAGUGCAGGUAGCAAUGUGAGACCUCCACCUCCCAGUUACCAAUAUGCCAUCAAGAACUCACAGUACAUCCUCAGUAAAUCAUUGGAUGAGAAGACAAUGCGACCAGGACUUCGGCCCCUGCUGUAUAGCAACAGCUCACCAGGUUCAUCCCUCAACAGUUCCCUGGAUGAAAUGACGCGAUAUACACCUGGGAAGCAUUCACCUGGGGUUUCACAACCCGCCAACCCUCCACACAUACAGCCACACACCAAAGAUAGAAACAAUACAAGCAGAGAUGAUCUUCAAUAUCCAGUUCAACAACCUGUUAUUGGAACAUUAGGCCAGACAGUGAACUUUUCUCACAGCUCACAAAACCAGCCAGUUUCAAAUGGUCAUGCACAGUUUUCCAGACAGCCAAAUAACUUUAAUGUAACUCAGGCUUUUAGAGAGGGAUUAUCACCCACAGGGAAUACAAGUUCUAGUUGCUCUACUCCUGAAGUGCCACCCAGGGGCAUCCCUCCACAGAGGCCAAACAACAUUGCAUUAUCCAGCCAGCAACAAGAGCAUGUCUCAAGGUCACACCAGCAGUCUAUCCCUAUCUCACCUUUGCAUGCCCCCGGAUCAAGGAUGCAGAUGUCUCCAAUAAGAGAAGGUGUGCCUUUAAGCAUCACACAAGAUGUAUCCUCUGCCAGACAAGGAGGCAUUGCCUCGUUCACUCCAAUGGGGAUGCCAGUAACCCCACAGCAUGGCCUCCCAAUGGCAAACACAGGUCUAAAUGCUGACAAUUAUUUUCCACAGCCACCAGUUCAAUUUAGAGGUAGUGACCCAAAUGUAACAGCCACAAACAGCUACAGGCCCAAUGAAGGCUACCAAAGAAGUCAGUCCCUUGACUAUAUAAGCCAGUACUCAAGCCAGGGCAAUGUCAACUCACCUUCACAGAGUUUUGAAAUGAAGGAUUUUCCAUCAAGGUUUUCACAAUCUCACACAAAUUUGAAUCAAACUCCUUUCAUUGAUAACCAUAGAAACUUGACGAGUACUGAAAUUCAUAAGACUGGAUAUCCCUCGGUAAGCUAUCCUUCCAGCACUAACCUGCCAACAUCAUUCAAAGCUCCCUCUGGUCGGGUUCCAGCCGUACUGCAGAAGAGGGCUCCCCCAGUACCACCAGCCAGAAUUGACAGCUGGGAAAAUAUGGACAAACAUUUAAAUACAGUGACUGGAUACACCGACAAUACAAAACCAUCAUACAUUCCUGGUUCUGAACAAAGAUCGCAAACAAAUGGACAGAUACCAAACAGAGCUGCUUACCAAAUUCCUGCUGCUAAUGUUGUGAAGUCUAAUAUUCAAUCAAAUUUUCAACAACGACAGAACUUUUCAAUGGGAAACAAUAGUCCUGGUGGGAGGCCUGUACAGCAGACAGGCUACACCAGUCAGGGGUUUGGGUCGGGAUCUAACCCAGCUGGCAUGUCCUCCCUGGCCUAUAGGGACCCACCUGGGAUUCCUGGGUCAAGCCAGAUGGGGGACAGCAUGAAUAAGGGUCCCGUUUCACCACAAAACGGUUACAUGCGAGACCAGCCAUCCAGCUACCUGCCACAGAGAUUUGGAGGAGCAGGGAAGAGCCAACUACCAGCUCAACCAUCACAUACCGGUAAUCAACCCAGCCUCAAUAAUGGUAACGGCAUGCCCGGCCAUGGACAGCUGCGGAGAAUUGGCAUAGGCUCUGACAAAAAAUCCUUCACUAAGACAAACGUAAUUCAAGCAUCAAAAUGCUAACUCGAAAUCACUAGAUGAAAUGUACAUCAGUAUUGUCAGUGCCCAUUUGUUCAUGUUAUAGUUUAUAAUUGUGAUGGUUUGAUCAACGUUUUGUUUGAAUCUCAUUUGCAUUUAGGACAUGGUCCAAAAACUAUUCUUCCAUGUUAUAAUCUGUGUUUUAUAUGUAGACAUUUUGCAAUUUAUCUUUAAUGUGAUAGAAAGAUUUCAUGUUAUUAAGCUGUGUUCUAAAUUCUUGUAAAUAUACAUGGUUUAGCAUUUGUACAUAUAACGCAUUGUCAUAUAUAUUUUAGAUCUUGUAUUCCUAAAUACAUGUUAUUAUGCAGCACCAAAUGCAUAUUUUAGUAAAUUAUUUUGUACUGUAAAUGCUUUAUUUAAUGUUGUUGUUUAUGAUUUACAUAUUUAUAUAGAUUUGUAAUACAAUGUGCUGGUACAUGUACCUUCUAUUAUACUAUUGUUAUUAACAGAUUAUGUUUCCUUGACUGGGAAAACAAUAAAACUAAUA
Molecule: messenger RNA, 10823 nt
Organism: Mya arenaria
Lineage: Eukaryota; Metazoa; Mollusca; Bivalvia; Myida; Myidae
Product: tetratricopeptide repeat protein 28-like
Exons: 15
Coding region: 1148-10321 (3057 amino acids)
Molecular function (GO): protein binding
Source: RefSeq, a predicted model, not a curated record